Messenger RNA from Gasterosteus aculeatus aculeatus (three-spined stickleback), 3226 nucleotides. Its product is annotated as SH3 and cysteine-rich domain-containing protein 2-like. Gene Ontology annotation, molecular function: protein binding. Gene Ontology annotation, biological process: positive regulation of voltage-gated calcium channel activity; positive regulation of protein localization to plasma membrane; skeletal muscle contraction. NCBI's taxonomy places the organism in Eukaryota, Metazoa, Chordata, Actinopteri, Perciformes, Gasterosteidae. The record is from RefSeq and is a predicted model, not a curated record.
CCCAUCCCCAAAAAAAAACACCGUAGCAGAAAGAAGAAGCCCCCCCCCCAAACACACACACACGCGGGAUAUCGCAUCAUCGCGAUGAAAGAUGACUUGACAGUUGCAAACUGCAGCUCUACCUCGUCGGACCGUGGCGAUGUUUAAACCUCUGCGUGCAUAGUACCCCCCCACACCCCCCCGCACCACUGUGGACGUCUCCAUCUGGGACUCGCUUGCCGACGGAGCGUUUGCUGAACCCGAUAUGACGGAGAUCAGCGAAAAGGAGAACGAACCACAGAACCUCCACCGUCCGCCACCGGCCACCGUGCCCAGCCCGCCCGAGACCAAGUUGCAGCGGCUGAAGCGCUCCCUGUCCUUCAAGUCAGUCAUGCGCAGCAAGAGCGUGGACAACUUCUUCCAGCGAGCCAACGGCGAAUCCCGCCCUCCCCCCGCCCUCAUCGCCUCACCUCCGCGGCCGCAGUCUCCCCCCCGGUCUCCGAGUCCCCCUGGCCUAGGAGCGCCCCCGUCGCAUCCGCUAGUCGCCCAGCCCCGGCCCCUCGUGCACCUGGCGUUCGCCUCCCGCAAGUCCUUGGAAGUCGAUGAGUUCCAAAGGCGCAGCCCAAGUCCCCGGUCGCAGCCGGCGAGGACGCACUGUUUCCAGGAGCACGUUAUCCGUCGGCCCGCCAACUACCAGGGGGGAAAGCCCACGAUCCAAGGGAACUCCAAGCAGGGACUGCGUUGCAAAGCCUGUAAGCUGCCGGCGCACCUGUGGUGCUCGUCGGAGCUCUCCCAGCAGCCCUGCAACGGCAAGACCGGAGCCUUCAAGAGGAACUUCAGCUCCCCGCUGUUGACCAGCGACGCGCUGGGCGUGGUCGUCGAGGCUCCCGCCUCCCAAGAGGCGGACAAUGGCACCGUCGACCCCGUGUACGAGGCGCUGCGCUACGGGACGUCGCUGGCUCACAUGAGCCGCUCCAGCUUCAGCAGUAUCUCAGAGUCGCCCUGUCACGAGGCGGAAAAACUGCAAGACAAACUGGAAAACCAGCCGAUAGCUGAAGAGGAACACAUCCCGGGAAUGCUCACCCCUCCGGAAAGCGAAAAGGCUGAUUCAGAAGACCGAGUCAGCCUGAAGACUCCUAAGAAAGUAGAGGUCCACUCCAUCCACACAUAUGUGGCUCUCUACAAGUUCCUGCCUCAGGAGAAGAAUGACUUGGAACUACAGCCUGGAGACCGAGUUCAAGUCACCGAUGACUCCAACGAGGACUGGUGGAAGGGGAAAAGCAGAGACAGGGCGGGUUUGUUCCCGGCCAACUUUGUGCAGCGCGUCCGCCCCGGUGAGCGCGUGUGGAAGGUCAGCGAUGGUUUCCACGGCAACCGAGACAAAGGCCAGAUGACUGUGAAAGAGGCCCAGAUCUGCGUGGGGAAGAAUGAGGAGAUUGACGGUUUCCUCCGGCUGAGCAGCGGGAAGAAGAGAGGCUUGGUCCCUGUGAAGAAUCUGCUGGAAAUAUGAUAGCGGUGCCCUUCUCCUUGACCCCGAAGAAGAACCUCACCAUGAAGAGGGUGCACUCAGGAGUGUGUACCCGACACCUCACUGACCGCCAACCCCCCAGCCCCCCCUCCACCGACCCCUCCAAAAAGAGGCCACAAAUGAGCUUUUUUCCCCCGCAGAAGCUUUUAAGACUUAAAGGAGGGUGGCGGCUCCCUCACAGCUACUUCUCUGUUGUAGCACAACUUUACCUUGCGUGGGUCUUUUUUUUUUUUUUGAUCACACUCACAACAGAAAUGUAGCAUCACGCCGAAGAGGAUAGUUUGCAGGAUGACGGCCUCCCUCUCUCGCCAUUUCGCCUCUCUGCGAAUAAUGAGAGAAGACUACCUUACUUUGAGCGGGCCGCGUCCGAGGCUUGUGAGAGCGAACUCGCUCAUUUCACUGUUUGCGUUGAGAGACCCGAGAGGUUUGUGAAAGAAUGUAGCCGUCUAUUGUAGUGGCUUGUGUCUCACACUUUAAGAGAUGUGGUUUGGUAGAUGUAGAUGGGCGGGGGGGUGUAUGUUACGCCGAUCUUAUUUUGUGUGUGCAGAGUGCAGCUCACAUUGUGUACACGUCUGCCUUUGUCGUAUGAGUUUAUGAGUUGCAUUUGUGUUACUUCUGCUCCGACUAGAACACGAUUCAGGUACUUACACUGUGUGUAUGGAAAGAUUAAAACAAAUUGUCUUCUAUGCUACACAACACACACACUGGGAUUUUCUAUGUUUCAAACUGCUCUCCAGUGAUUAGAUUAUCGUACACGUUUUGCUCUUCAUCUUUUCCAAAGGUGCCCUUCAAUGACACUUAACCCACACGCACACAUUUGGCAGCUCACGUCCCAUGAGACUCUAAAAUCCACCCCUGGAAUCUGCUUGUGGUCAUUAUGUUGUUUAUCUCUCUCUCUCUCUCUCUCUAUCUCUUUAAGUUCUGUGAUAAAUCCGUCAUAUUACUUUUUUGCACUACAAAUUGAGGAUGGUGUGAUUUUCUGACUUUCUGAUGCUUUUGUUGCACGGAAUAGCAGAGCAAUGAAACGGAUGUCUAAAGUUCGCCAAAUUCUUUCUGAAUGACUUGUAGUUCUUGCAGCACAUCUGAUUUCUUUUAUGAGGGACUGUUAUUGUUUUUGUUAUUUUAAGUCUAAAGGGCAAAAUCAACGCACGCCAUGUGAUGUAUCGCUCAUUAUAAAUCAUAAGGCAACGACAAGUUGCAGCAAUAACUGUAAAUAAAGGUAUGACAGUAUUUGUAAAUAGCCUUAUAUAGGCUCUGAAUAGCUCUCUGUCCAAGAGGUUUGCAGCUAUCUGAGCCAACUAAGGGCAUUAAUCUCAGUUAUAAAUUACAGGAGAUCAUUAUUUAUUGUCCCACUUUCCAAUGUAUGCAUCUCUUUGCUCAAUUACCAUUCAGCCGUGUCAGCACAACUCUUCUCCAAUACUAUGCACAACAGUUCUAGUCACUCACUUUAUUUUGUACUCGGCUUAUUUCUUGUGGAGCCACAAACGUGUCUGUAUAUACAUUUUGCUUUUGCAACAAUUUGAAUUAGGGAAUCCAUCCUUUACAAAGUGCUAAUCCUAAACAUUACCUUCACUGGCUAGAACCAAUAUUGGCUCAGGAUCAGUAUUUAACAGGUGAGUUCCCUUUCUCACCUUAAUGCACACUACCAGGCUAGUUCUUUGCAUGGCUAGCUGCCCUUUGAUCGUCACAGCGCUAAAUAAAGUCAGACAAACUGUCAAA